Staurois parvus is the source of this 312-nucleotide messenger RNA. The record is from the annotation of a GenBank genome assembly. NCBI's taxonomy places the organism in Eukaryota, Metazoa, Chordata, Amphibia, Anura, Ranidae.
GAACACAGAUCGCUGUACAGGACCUAGGUGUGAGGUCCCCAUUCAUGUGAUCACUGACUGCCAAUUAGUGAUCACAAGAAUAGUAGUAAACAAGAUGUCACUUCCUGACAUUAUUGCUUACUACGUGUGAAAUCUGUGAAUGAUCACAGAGAAGUCACAUGGUACGAUGCUAUUCACAACAGCUUUGUACCAUGUGACAAGCUGUGACCAAUCACAGCUCUCACAGUAUUUCUCAAUGGCUGUAGGAAUGCAGCCAGAGAGAAGGAGAAAUGAUUUUGCUUUAUGGGUGUAAAAGCAAUCAAUGUAAGAAAA